CCUGGCUUUGCUGCUCCCAUCCUUCUUGGACAUCUGAAGAGCAAACAAGAGGCAAGAACAGCAUCUGAAUAAAGAUGAGGUCUCUGUUGGGAUUUACGUUCCUGCUUCUCAUCCAAAGCUGCCUUCAAUGCGCCUGAUAUUCUCUGAGGAUCAAAGGAGGGUCAUCCCAAAGAGAGAAAAGACACAGCUGUUCAGAAUGUUCCUCUCAGCACUUACCUUUCUGUACCUGUUCUCCACGUUGACCAGUGCUGCUUCCAGCUUUUCCGAGACUUGCACCGUCCCUGAUGACAAGCAACAUUUGGUCAGAAGCCUAGAAAAGCAAAUGGUGGACUAUGCCAAUCUGCUGUAUUCACCUGACCCCAGCAUCCUGAUUGCUUUGAACCUGGCAAAGAACCAAGAUAUCAGUGUGAGAAGGCUACUCCUGCAGCAGCUCCAAGACACAGCUGCAAAAGAGAUGACAUCUGGCAAAGUGGCCCUUUAUGUCCUGGCUCUUCAGUCAUCCUGUGAAAAUCCUGCUAAUGUCACUACACCGGAAAAGAGAAUCAACCUGGUCCAAGUUCUAGAGGAGAAAACAAAGGAAGAGAUUGACCAUUACAAUGUCCAUCAUGCCCCCAAGACAACCUACUACCAGUUGGCACUGGAUGUUCUGGCCUUGUGUGUAGUAGACAGCUCAGAAGCUGAAACGGCUGCUAGAAUCCUUGCUGAAGCUGCAGAGUCUAAUCACUUCCAGAUUGGGGGCCAUUUCUCAGUAGAUACUGCAGCCAUGGCAAGUUUGGCACUGACCUGCGUGUAUAAUGAAAUAAUGACAACUAAGAAUAACAAGCUUGUGGGCAUCAUUCAGCAUACCUUGAGCUACAUCACAAAAAAAAUUCUUGAUGAACAGAAGUGCAAUGGCAUAAUUGGUAACCUCUAUAGCACUGGCCUAGCAAUGCAGGCCCUCAGCGUUACUUCCGAGUUUUACAAUGUGGGGGCAUGGAGCUGUACCAACACUCUUGACAAAAUGCUGUUUGAGGUUUAUCUGGGAGCCUUUAAUACUCCUGGCGCCGCUUCUCAAAUCCUGCCCUCUCUGGUGGGCAAAACAUACCUGGAUAUACAGGGCCUCGUUUGUUCCCCAGAAAAAGUUCCCACCAUUAAGGUACAGUACACCAUUAUCAAGGACCAGGGAGAACCCAAGUUCACAUUUUCCAUAACAGUGGAGGUGCCAAAGGGCUCCGUACUACUUGCUGUCUUGGAAACAGCUCAGAGUGCUAAACCAAAUGAAUUCAGCUUUCAAACUGAACAGACCACCUGGGGUCCUAUGGUUGUCUCAAUCCAUGGCAUCCAAGCUGACACCAAUGAGAAGACUUACUGGCAGUUCCUCAGUGGCAAAAAACCACUUGACCUAGGUGUUGGCAGCUACAAGCCUACGGAUAAUGAGCACAUUGUGGCCAUCUACAGCAAAUAUUGAGAAGCCAACUCUUUAUAGGACAAAGGACAAAUGUUCAAAGAUGUAUCAGCCAAGCAUACCAAGCUACCAAGUAUACCCCUUACCCAGGUCAAGCAGAUAGGGCUGUUGAUGCAAGUGACAGUAUAUGGUUUUAGUGCCUUUUGUAUGAUACCUUGAGGUUCCAAAAACUUAACAAUAAAUGAAUUGUUGGAUGUUUCAAA
This is a messenger RNA of Sceloporus undulatus (fence lizard), 1647 nucleotides long. RefSeq names its product cobalamin binding intrinsic factor (gene CBLIF). The record is from RefSeq and is a predicted model, not a curated record. Gene Ontology annotation, molecular function: cobalamin binding. The coding region runs from base 128 to 1447 and encodes 439 amino acids. NCBI's taxonomy places the organism in Eukaryota, Metazoa, Chordata, Lepidosauria, Squamata, Phrynosomatidae. Gene Ontology annotation, biological process: cobalamin transport. The transcript has 10 exons.